AUGGCUCAGUUGGUUUCCAUGAUCCAUGACACUCAAGAGCAUCCUGAUAUUACCGACGCGAGGAAGAGGCGGAGUGUCAGCCAGAAUCAAGUCCUGGCGUUUUUAGCAGAUUCCAUGAUUGCAAAGGGCACUAUGCCAGGGUCCCCGCCGCCAAGAGACUACAGAAUUCCAAAGCAACCAGUUCUAGAUCCCGGGCAUCGGUCAGGGCACCGCGCAAACAAUACCUAUAACCACAUCCCGCAUCGAUACGGAGACAUGGAGGUAUCGCCACCGUCAUCAGGGCCAACAACACCGCCCUCGUCCGAGCCACCAACACCGAGCUCAACCAGCUCCCAAAUGAUAUCACCCCGGAGAAAAGACCCAUAUCAGUCCAGCUCCUCACGACUCCAUACCGAAUAUCCAGAAACUUUAUCGAGAGAAGAAGCUUGUUCCAUCCCUGCGAAUCUGCCUCCUCCGCCCAAAAGAAUUCCCUCAGCAGCACGACCAUCACGGAAGGACAACAUAUCUAGCAUACAAAACGACCCAUCUUCUCAAAUAGACGUGAAAUCCAGCGUUUCACGGCAAGUGGAAGACAAGCGAAAGACAGUGGCAGUGAAAGAGAAACGCGAGACAACAGCAUCCAGCUCAAAGUCCACCCCAACAAAGCUCAGGUUACAAUUCGAACUGGAAUCACCACACACCCAAAUCCUCACUUCCCGCCACCGCGCCAACAAGCCUGUCUAUGGCCACAUUAGUAACCAGACUGAGAAAUACCUCCAGAAUGCACACCUCCACUCAGAUAGAAAGAUCAACACCAUCUCGGUGGACCUGGCAGAACAACUGGGGUGGCGACCAGACAGCAGUCAGAAGAGAAAACCGCUGUAUACCGCGUAUGGAGAGGAUGCAACGGUAGACGUGGUAGGCGCAGUUGAGUUUGCAAUUGUAAUUCCCGGAAGGGUGGAACUUCGGAAGGAGUUUGAUUUUCAAGUGUGCGAAAGGGGUCGUGGAGUUGUUUUACCUGAUUUUGGGGGUGGAAGUUCAAGAGUGGUUGAUGCGCUGGGGUGA
Podospora pseudopauciseta is the source of this 1044-nucleotide messenger RNA. RefSeq lists its product as uncharacterized. Lineage: Eukaryota; Fungi; Ascomycota; Sordariomycetes; Sordariales; Podosporaceae. The transcript has a single exon. The record is from RefSeq and is a predicted model, not a curated record. The coding region runs from base 1 to 1044 and encodes 347 amino acids.